AUGAGCAACAACAGCGGCGACGAUGCUGCUCCAAAACAACACCAAUUCGAAAAAGUUCCACCACAAUUUCGAAAAACACCAUCCGCUCAUGCAUUGUCUUUGCACCAUCAGCAAGCGGUAUGUUUGAUCAAAACAGUAAUCAAUCAUUUUGAUUUCAAAAAUCAAUUUUCGUCUGAAAAAACAUGUGGCGCAAGAUUUUAUAUCUGAAAAAAAAACAGGUGGAAAUUGUAUCCAUCAGAAAUAUAAAAUACAAUUUCCCCUUGCAUUCAUUUUUAUUCGAACUUUUAUUUAUUUAACUAUUCUCUGAACGAAUAAAAAAUCAAUAAUGCCGAAAUGGACUGUUUUUGAGGUGAUUUUGAUAGGAAAAUUGGAAAAGGACCAUGGACCACGUAAAAGCAUGGAUUAUUUGGAAAAACUGAUCCAAAAGUGUUUGGAACUUUUUUCUCGAUAGAUGUUUGUGAAAAUCUGUGAUAUUUUAAAAGCUUUAGAAGCUCGGUAUGAAAAUCAUGAUAAUAUUUUUGAAUAAAUAUGUCCAUGGUGUUUAGAAAUGAACUGAAACAGCUUUCUGCAUGAAAAUCAAAAAAAAAUUGGCUCGCCGACUCUUGUCGGGUUUUGGAUAUUGCUAGGGUAUGAGUGGGAUUGACUUGUUACAAAAACAAGUCUGUAACAGGUUCGUCACAGCUUUGGAACAUCACCUGUGGGAAUCUGUUUUUGCUCCACUUCAAAGGGUGCCGGAUUCUAUCUCGCGUUAUUCCUUCUUAUUUUCAUUUUUUUUCUCUUUUUUUUUCUUCAGAUAAAAAUGUGAUAAUCCAUUUUAUGACUGAUGAUAUAAUCAAAAUUCUAUUGUUCGCAAAUUUCAAUAGAACAUCUAAUCCCAUCUCCAAAUGGAUUAGCUUUUCUCCUCGUUUUUUUCAGUUUUACUUUUACUUUUCACUACAUUUUAUAGAAAUUAGUAUUACAUAUUUUCUGUGUGAUAAAUGUAUAAAGCAAAGGGUAAAGUAAGUUUUCAGUCUCAGCCUCAGAAUCCCAGAAAAAUAUAUAAAAUCAUUAAAACUAUAUGAUUCUGUAAUGUCAUUCAUUCUCAGUCUGAAAAAAUGCAGGUCUAUUUGCUUUCGAAAUCAGAAAUCUGAAAUUAUUUUUAGGCAAUGGCGAUGUUCGAUCCAACCGCCAAACAAAGCCGUGAUCCUCCACCACGUCCAGAUCCAGAAGGUGUCGAAUAUCCAAGAGCUGCAAGUUGGGCAGCGGGAAGUUGUGCCAAUGUUUUGAAUGAUGAAAAAGGUUUGUGAUCUACAAAUGAAUAGACACACCGUAAUCUUGUUCUUCUGGAAAACAUUUAAAAAAUCCACGUUAAAUAUUUAGCGCGAAAUAAAUAAUAUUUUUUAAAUUUAUUAUUUUGGUGCCAAAACAUUAGAUUACUGUAGCUCCAAAAAAACAAGUAGAUUUCCUAAUUUCGAGGUUACUGUAGCCGGAGCGAAAUUCUGAAAUCUUGAAAUUUUUAGAUUGUUUGAAGGUUACUGUAGCUGGGUUUCAAAUAACAAACUUUGAGAAUUUUCUGUGUUUUUUCGGCCAAAACAAAUAAAUAGUCUUUGCAAAUAAAACAUGAUAAAAUCGCUUGGGGGUAUAGCUCAGUGGCAGAGCAUUGGAUUGCAGAUCCAGAGGUCCCCGGUUCAACCCCGGGUGCCCCCUAGUCUUUUUUUUUCGAUUUUUGGUGAAAAUUGAAUUGCUUUAUUGGGAUGUGUGUUUGCGAGUACUUUUGUUCACGAGUACUGGGCUUUUUUAAUUUUUACGACCAAAACCCAGAUAGACACCAAAUGAUAGUUGUUUGCAGGUCGUCAAUUGUUCCGCUGUUUUUUGUUCCAAUCAUUGGCUGAAGAGAAUUUGUCAUUUGUGGAAGCCACAGAUAAAUUGAAAAAAAUGAAAAGUAGCGAAGAGAAAAAAGAAUUCGCUGUUGAGAUUCUGAACACUUAUGCUCCAGCUAUCAAUUUGUCAAGUAUUGCAAUGAAAAAAAUGAAAGACACAAUUGAAAGUGAUAAUCCGGAUAUUGAAGAAUUUGGUCCAGCAAUCAAAGAAGUCAAAAGAUUGUUGGAAAAUGAUCAAUUUCCAAGAUUUAGAAGAUCAGAAAUUUAUCUCGAAUUUUUGGAAGAACUUUUGCCACGUUCUUAUGCUGAAAAAUGGGCGAUCAGUUUCGAAUCUUUGUUGGGAAAUCAUGUUGGAAGACAUCAUUUUCGUAUUUAUUUGCGUAGUAUUCACGCAGAAGAAAAUUUAAGAUUCUGGGAAGCUGUUGUCGAAUAUCGAUCGGUUAAGAAUAAAAGUAAUGCGAUGCAGAAUCUGGCUAAAGUUAUUUUGAACACUUAUUUGGCUGAGGGCACUUUGAAUGAGGUGAGAAAGAGAUAUUUCAAGUGAAAUGUUUUCCUGGUUAAUACUUUUCUCGCGGCCCAGAAAAUCAACAGAAAAUAUUUUUAAUUUUAUUCGAAAUCAUUGAAUUUUGGAAAUAAUCAUCAGAAAAUCCAGAGGUUUUAAAACACUUUUUCAUUCAGCAUUGAAACUAGAAUAAUUUGAAAAUUUAUUAGGAAUUUUUGAAACAGUGGAUUUUUUUGCUAAAUUUUGGAAUUUCCUAAUUUUACUCGACCUUUUAAAAAUAUACCAGAAAUUUACCGUUGAAAAAUUAAAAAGAAACUUUUUAAUUAAGUUUCACAUUUCCUGCUCAAAAUUAGCUGAAAUUCUCUAAUUUCCAGGUAUUUUUGCCAUUUGGCGUUCGCCAAGUCGUCGAACGUCGAAUCAACGACAAAGAAUCGGAUAUUUCGCUUUUCGACGAAGCCAUCAAACAUGUCGAACAAGUUCUUCGAAAUGAUCCAUAUGUUCGCUUUCUUCAAAGUUCCCAAUACACAAAUCUUCUUGCAAAACUCAAAAAUUGA
Caenorhabditis angaria is the source of this 2915-nucleotide messenger RNA. NCBI's taxonomy places the organism in Eukaryota, Metazoa, Nematoda, Chromadorea, Rhabditida, Rhabditidae. The record is from the annotation of a GenBank genome assembly.